Molecule: messenger RNA, 516 nt
Organism: Lolium rigidum
Lineage: Eukaryota; Viridiplantae; Streptophyta; Magnoliopsida; Poales; Poaceae
Product: histone H2B.5
Exons: 1
Coding region: 1-420 (139 amino acids)
Biological process (GO): nucleosome assembly
Cellular component (GO): nucleosome
Molecular function (GO): DNA binding; structural constituent of chromatin; protein heterodimerization activity
Source: RefSeq, a predicted model, not a curated record
AUGGCGCCCAAGGCCGAGAAGAAGCCGGCGGCGGAGAAGAAGCCGGUGGAGGCGGAGAAGUCCAAGCCCAAGGCGGAGAAGCGCGUGCCCGGCGCCAAGGGCGAGGGCGGCGCCGACAAGAAGAAGAAGAAGGCCAAGAAGUCCGUCGAGACCUACAAGAUCUACAUCUUCAAGGUGCUCAAGCAGGUGCACCCGGACAUCGGCAUCUCCUCCAAGGCCAUGUCCAUCAUGAACUCCUUCAUCAACGACAUUUUCGAGAAGCUGGCCGGCGAGUCCGCCAAGCUGGCCCGCUACAACAAGAAGCCCACCAUCACCUCCCGGGAGAUCCAGACCGCCGUCCGCCUUGUACUCCCCGGCGAGCUCGCCAAGCACGCCGUGUCCGAGGGCACCAAGGCCGUCACCAAGUUCACCUCGUCUUAGGUUUUACUUGCCGUCAGAGUCUUGUUGGUUUGGGUUGUUUGUUUCCUCUGUCAAAAUCAUACCAUAGUUGGGUUAGAUCUCCCUAUGGAACAGUGU